This is a messenger RNA of Laccaria bicolor S238N-H82, 475 nucleotides long. RefSeq lists its product as uncharacterized. The record is from RefSeq and is a predicted model, not a curated record. NCBI's taxonomy places the organism in Eukaryota, Fungi, Basidiomycota, Agaricomycetes, Agaricales, Hydnangiaceae. The transcript is spliced from 3 exons. The coding region runs from base 1 to 198 and encodes 65 amino acids.
AUGCGAGGAUCAAGAAGAGCGAAAGUGGACAUGCAGAUUGGCUUUCUUCCCCUUUCUGUCUUCCCUUUUCAUGUCGCUCACGGAGGGUGUUCAGGGAAAACGCAGGUCAUCCACAGGGUCAUCCCUCAACAACUAAGUUGCUCCCUACUGAGGGGCGACCUUGGGGUCGGCAAGGGUCAGGACGAGACAGCUUACUGAAUUCCUCGCCAACAUGAACGGCAUCUGAGCCACAAUACGAAGACAGAUGCAGUCGUAUACCUCAGAGGCGUCCCCUUUGUGUUGACAUGCAUCGCGUUAAUCGCAUAUCUACUGUUCAGGCAGACCUUCUGUGCGCAAGAGAUGAAGAUAAAUGUAGAAAUUUGGCGAUUUAUUCCCUACGUUCUGUCCAUUCUGAUAUCUGAACUAUGUCACUGCUGGAAUUGUAAGGGAAAACACGAUAUCAUGGUGUCCUAAUGUCACAAAGCAUACUUAAUUA